GGUUACCGGCCAGGCUGCGCAGGCGCAGUGCGGCCCGACCUGGUUGAGGCCUAGCGGUUCCCCCACUCGGCCGUACAGUUAGUUGUGUGAUGAGCUGCAGCUGGUAACACUAGCCCUCCUCAGUGUGGGACUUGCAGCCUAGCGGGAGAGCGAGCCGACACUCUGACAGCCGGGGCCAUGGAGACGGAUUACUACAGCCCCGAGCACUCAGGUAAGCAGGCCUAGCCCAGUGCGGCCCCCGGGCCGGACAGCGGACACGGAAACAAGCCGGUCUGUUCGGUAGACACACGGAGCCAAGCACACGGUACUUCCUGGGCGAAAUACCGCCCGAAACGAGAUAUCCGAGCCAGCCUUCCGUGUGCACACACCGGCUCCAUCAUCAUCAUUAUAACUAUUAAUAAUAAUAAUAAAUAUUAUUAACCGGUCUGUCUGUACACACAGGGUCCAUCAUCAUCAUCAUCAUCAUCACUAUUAUUAAUAAUUAUUAUUAACCGGUCUGUCUGUACACACAGGGUCCAUCAUUAUUAUAACUAUUAAUAAUAAUAAUAACAAUAAUAAUAAAUUAUUAUUAACUGGUCUGUCUGUACACACAGGGUCCAUCAUUAUUGUAAUAAUAAAUAUUAUUAACCGGUCUGUCUGUGUGGGUUCGAUUACCUUCUCUCAUACAGGGCUAUUCACUAAAGUGAGAAUUCAAGCAUUUCACAUUUAAGGCUAAAGUAGCCGAACUGGAAGCAUAGCUGGCUGGGAGAAAUCUUCUAGUUCGGCUACUUUGACCUUAAUUUUGAAAUUCCCUCUCAGUUCCCAUCAGUUCUCACUUUGGGGAAUAACCCUGUCUGGAGAGCAGGAGGACCUGACACGGGAGGGACGGCAGGGAUACUGCGAAUGGGACAGGGCUAUUCACUACGCUGGGUUACUGGGAAUGGGACAGGGCUAUUCACUACGCUGGGAUACUGGGAAUGGGACAGGGCUAUUCACUACGCUGGGAUACUGGGAAUGGGACAGGGCUAUUCACUACGCUGGGAUACUGGGAAUGGGACAGGGCUAUUCACUACGCUGGGUUACUGGGAAUGGGACAGGGCUAUUCACUACGCUGGGAUACUGGGAAUGGGACAGGGCUAUUCACUGCCCUGGGUUACUGGGAAUGGGACAGGGCUAUUCACUGCGCUGGGUUACUGGGAAUGGGACAGGGCUAUUCACUGCGCUGGGUUACUGGGAAUGGGACUGGGCUAGUCACUGCGCUGGGUUACUGGGAAUAGGACAGGGCUAUUCACUAUGCUGGGAUACUGGGAAUGGGACAAGGCUAUUCACUGCGCUGGGUUACUGGGAAUGGGACAGGACUAUUCACUGUGCUGGGUUACUGGGAAUGGGACAGGGCUAUUCACUGCGCUGGGUUACUGGGAAUGGGACAGGGCUAUUCACUGCGCUGGGUUACUGGGAAUGGGACAGGGCUAUUCACUGCGCUGGGUUACUGGGAAUGGGACAGGGCUAUUCACUACGCUGGGAAUGGGACAGGGCUAUUCACUGCUCCGGGAAUGGGACAGGGCUAUUCACUGUGCUGGGAUACUGGGAAUGGGACAGGGCUAUUCACUGUGCUGGGAUACUGGGAAUGGGACAGGGCUAUUCACUGCGCUGGGUUACUGGGAAUGGGACUGGGCUAUUCACUGCUCCGGGAAUGGGACAGGGCUAUUCACUACGCUGGGAAUGGGACAGAGCUAUUCACUGCUCCGGGAAUGGGACAGGGCUAUUCACUGUGCUGGGAUACUGGGAAUGGGACAGGGCUAUUCACUGCGCUGGGAAUGGGACGGGGCUAUUCACUGCGCUGGGUUACUGGGAAUGGGACUGGGCUAUUCACUGCUCCGGGAAUGGGACGGGGCUAUUCACUGCUCCGGGAAUGGGACGGGGCUAUUCACUGCUCCGGGAAUGGGACGGGGCUAUUCACUGCUCCGGGAAUGGGACGGGGCUAUUCACUGCUCCGGGAAUGGGACGGGGCUAUUCACUGCUCGGGAAUGGGACGGGGCUAUUCACUGCUCGAGAGGGAAUGGGGCGGGGCUAUUCAGAUGGGGCUGCUCGAGGAAUGGGGCGGGGCUAUUCACUGCUCGGGGAAUGGGGCGGGGCUAUUCACUACUCGGGAAUGGGGCGGGGCUAUUCACUGCUCGAAAUGGGGCGGGGCUAUUCACUGCUCGAGAAUGGGGCGGGGCUAUUCACUGCUCGAGGAAUGGGGCGGGCUAUUGCUGCUCGGGGAGAUGGGGCGGGGCUAUUGACUGCGCGUUGGGUUGGGGCGGGGCUGUGUGGCUGCGUUGGAGUUACUGGGAGAUUAACUGCGUUGGGUUACUGGGAGCGGGGUGGGGCUGGACUGCGUUGGGUUACCAGAGCGGGGCAGGGCUAUUGACUGCGUUGGAGUUACAGGAGCGGGGCGGGGGCUAUUGACUGCGUUGGGUUACUGGGAGCGGGACGGGGCUAUUGACUGCGUUGGGUUACUGGGAACGGGACGGGGCUAUUGACUGCGUUGGGUUACUGGGAACGGGACGGGGCUAUUGACUGCGUUGGGUUACUGGGAACGGGACGGGGCUAUUGACUGCGUUGGGUUACUGGGAACGGGACGGGGCUAUUCACUGCGCUAGUUAUUGGAAGUGAGUUUUGUAAUAUAAAUCCAGAAUAAGUGGUUUUCCUCGAUAUUUUGAUUCCCACUCACACAGACCGGUUUAUUCACUGACUUGAGAAUUGUCUGGAAUGAAAUUUGAAUUAAAAAUAUUUAAUCAAACUUGAAGCAGAUCUGACCUGAUUAUUUUUUUCUCGGUGGCCUAUUUUGGUAUUAGUUGUGAAAUUCCCUGUGAAUUCCCAUCAGUUCUCACUUUGGUGAAUAACCCUGUCUAGAGAGCAGGGGGACCUGACACGGGAGGGACGGCAGGGAUACUGGGAAUGGGACAGGGAUAGAACAGGGCUAUUCACUGCGCUGGGAAUGGGACAGGGCUAUUCACUGCGCUGGGAAUGGGACAGGGCUAUUCACUGCGCUGGGAAUUGGAAGUGAGUUUUGUAAUUAAAGCCAGAACAGCGGUUUUCCUCGAUAUUUUGAUUCCCACUCACAGAGACCAGUUUAUUCACUGAACUGAGAAUUGUCUGGAAUGAAAGGUGAAUUUAAAAUAUUUAAUCAAACUGGAAGCAGAUCUGACCUGAUUAUUUUUUUUCUAGAUGGUCUGUUUUGGCAUUAGUUUUGAAAUUCCCUGUGAAUUCCCAUCAGUUCUUACUUUAGUGAAUAACCCUGUCUGGAGAGCAGGAGGACCUGACACGGAAGGGACGGUAGGGCUAUUCACUACCUUGAAAGUGGGUUUUAUAAUUUAAAGCUAGCAUAACCUAGCUGUUUUUCUCAUGUUAUGAAUCCAUUUCACGCUGAGUUGUAUAACUGACUUGAGAACUGUCCGAAAUACAAAGUGAAUUUCAAAUUUAAUUCCAAGUAAGCCAAACUGGACCUGAAUUUUUCUAGGUUCUCUAUUUUGGCAUUAAAUUUGACAUUUACUUUGAAUUCAUGGAAAUUUCCGUACUACUCUCACUUAUCAUGUAUUAUUUUGGUGGGGUUAGUCAGGGUUUGGUAAAGUUAGAGAGUGUGCUGCCGCAUGACAGAAAUCAUGCCUUUGUUUAAUUAUUUUGUUGUAUUUGAUGUGUGUAUUUUUAUGAUAUAACAAAUGGUAUACUUUUUGAAUGUUCUCUGGGCAAAGAGUGCGCCAGGUAACAUCAAACCAUUUUUAAAUUAUUUGAUAUUAAAUCGGAGGAUGACUCCAGGACUCUAUAGGCAACACAGCCACAGCAUUGUGCUAUAGAGAUUGUAUUCACCCUUCUUUUUUUGCAAUUGUGGGUAUAUAUAAUUGAUAUUUGGUAACUGAGCAAAUAGCCAGUUUUUCUCAUAUUAUGAAUCAAACUCGCACAGGGUUUUUCACUCAAGUGAGAAUUGUUGGGAAUUCAAAGUGAGUUUCAAAUCUAGGCCAAGUAAACUAAAUUGGAAACCUAGCUUACCUAAAUCUUUCCAGAUUGUCUAUUUUGGCAUUACAUUUGAAAUUUACCUUGAACUCGCUUCAAUUCCCAUACUACUCUCACUUCAGUGUUACACCCUGUUAGGGAUACUCUGUCAGGGUUAGGUCAGGUUAGACUCUGCUACCAUAUAUGUUUGCUGCGACAGGUAAUUUAAGUAACCUUAUAAAAUGUAAAACUGUAUAUUUAUGUUUAUGCUUUUCUUUAAUCUGCAUUAGGUCAAGUUAGACUGUGCUACACCCUGGGGAGUUAUUUUUUCAUUUAUUUAAAAAAAAAAAAUUUUUUUUUUGUUUCAUCAUUUUAUUAUGAUAUUGCGUUUGUGUUAUAACAAAUAGUAUACUUUUUAAUGUUUGUACAAUUCUGCAUUAGCAAUGUGGCUGAGAUAGGGCCAGCCCUGGGUACCGAGAGAGCCCAGUUACAUCAAACCAUUUGUAAAUGAACUGAUCUAGGCAACACAACCACUGCAUUGUGCUGUAGGCUGUAUUCUUUGGUCUUUUCUUGCCAUUGUGUGCAUAUUUCAUUGAUAUUAGGUAGCAGAAAAGCAAACUCAUUUUAAUGGAAAUUUGUAAUGUCCGUUUGUAUGUUAACCCAGUCAGUACUAAUCAGACCUUCUCAGUCAUUUUGGGUGCAGAAUUAUAUGUUCACUUAUGAAUCUGCAUCAUCAAGAAGAAUACAUUGAGGUUCCUCUUAAUUUCAGUUAUUCCUUAAAGAGUGAUUAUUGUGUAUCUUCCGUUCACAUAUCCCUCUCCUUUUCUUGUUUGUUUCUAAAAUUACUGAUCGUUAGAGAAAUUGGCUCUUUUUUAAAUGCUAUUAAUUAAUCUCUCCUGGCUAUAAGACUGCUUUUGAUGGUUUCCCACUCACAUGCUUGAAUGUUUGAAGUAUUGAGUGCAUUCAAUGCAGUUAAAUUGGCUUCUCCCUGCUGACAAACCAUGUCAAACCUUACUAAAAUGGUUUGAAAGAUUUACCAUGCACUCGUGGCACCACAACCACCACAGACUGCUGCAGUUGUUAUUGUGCCUAGAGUAUCCUUUAAAGCAUUAUAAAUUGGGGAUCAGGCUGGUACUUUGUAAAUAUUUGUAAUAUAUCAGAUGGGUUUUGAUACAUUCCAAACCUUCUUAGACCAGUUAAUAAUGUUAGCAGUAGCUUCUGCAAUUAAAAGGGCGCAAAUGUAUGAUGUUAACAAAUCAAUCGCAUGGGCUCCUAAUCACUAAAUGUGACUUAUUGUUAAUUUUCCUGUUGUAGAUGAUGGAGGAGCCACCCCAGUACAGGAUGAGCGUGACUCUGCCUCUGAGGACGAAGCGAAUGAAGUUGGAAGUUCAGGGCACCAGUACGAGGUAAUUGUAUACAUUUAGUCUAUCUAACACUGACACGGUCUGUUAAACAUUUUUUGUUGAGAAGGCCAAUGUUGUUUUUAUAGUUUGUAUUUAAUUUAAGCUAUGUUAAAGUGGAUCUCUUACUCCAGAGAGAAAAAAACAUUAUUGCAGCACAUUUGCUGGGGGGAGGAAAGAUGGGUAAGGGAAAUAUCACGUCUGUGUUGUAGGCACUUUACAGCCUGGGAGACCUCAGGUGCUUUUGGACUUCUAUAUAUAAAUGCCCCAGUAUUGCAGGAGUAGCCUUUGAAGUGUCAAAAUAAAAACAAUGGAUGUUUUUAAGAUAAUAUCAAAUGUGACAGUUUCACUUUGUUUAUAUGUUUGCCUAUGAUAACAGUGUAAAUCAUACUAAACCCAAGACUUAAGCUGUAUGCUUUGAUUCACAAGUGGACAUGUUGGUUGUAGUACAAAGAAAUACUAGAAAACGUGAUAAGACUUUUACAAGUACUCUGGCAUGUUAGCGGUCAUUAACAUUAUAUGUAUAGUGAACACAAUGCUUAAAUUAAUCAAAUUCCCUUCAUUCACUGAUCCAUGUGCAUUAUAUGUAAUAUAUUAUUUUCCAGAAUGAACAUAGCGAUGCAGAGGAGGACAGGAGAGGGGGUGCCAGUGCAUCUGAGAAUGAUGAAGCUGCCGAAGGCAAUGAGUCAGACGAUGAACAGCAUAGAGGUCGCAACUCCAGUGACUUGGAAAAUGACAGCUUUAAUCGCAAUGCCAGUGAUUCUGAAAAUGAUGGACGGCGUAAUGAUAUUGGUAGUGAUUCAGAUGAUGAGGCACAUCAACAGAAGGGCAGUGAUUCUGAUAAUGAUCAUCCCAUGAAAGGUCCUGGCAGUGAUUCUGACGAUGAGGUUCACUCUAGACAUUCAGGCAGUGAAUCUGAGGAUGAUGCACCAAGCAAACAUCAGGGUAAUAACUCUGAUGAUGAAGCACCUGCUAAAAAUCGUGAAAGUGACUCUGAAGAUGAGGCUCCUGCCAAGAGGGCAACAAGUGGCUCUGAAGAUGAAAUUCCAGCCAAGCGGGCAGGCAGCGACUCUGAAGAUGAAGCACCUGCCAAGCGGGUGGCAAUUGACUCUGAAGAUGAGGCUCCUGCCAAGCGGGCGGCAAGCGACUCUGAAGAUGAGGCUCCUGCCAAGCGGGCAGCAAGCGACUCUGAAGAUGAGGCUCCUGCCAGGCGGGCGGAAAGCGACUCUGAAGAUGAGGCUCCUGCCAAGCGCGCAACAAGCGACUCUGAAGAUGAGGCUCCUGCCAAGCGCGCAGCAAGCGACUCUGAAGAUGAGGCCCCAGCCAAGCGGGCAGGUAGCGACUCUGAAGAUGAGGCCCCAGCCAAGCGGGCAGGUAGCGACUCUGAAGAUGAAGCCCCAGCCAAGCGGGCAGGUAGCGACUCUGAAGAUGAGGCCCCAGCCAAGCGGGCAGGUAGCGACUCUGAAGAUGAGGCUCCAGCCAAGCGGGUGGCAAGCGACUCUGAAGAUGAGGCUCCAGCCAAGCGGGCGGCAAGCGACUCUGAAGAUGAGGCUCCAGCCAAGCGGGCGGCAAGCGACUCUGAAGAUGAGGCUCCAGCCAAGCGGGCGGCAAGCGACUCUGAAGAUGAGGCUCCAGCCAAGCGGGCGGCAAGUGAAGAUGAGGCUCCAGCCAAGCGGGCGGCAAGCGAUUCGGAAGAUGAGGCUCCCGUCAAGCGGGCUGGAAGCAACUCUGAAGAUGAGGCUCCCGUCAAGCGGGCUGGAAGCAACUCUGAAGAUGAGGCUCCCGUCAAGCGGGCAGCAAGCGACUCUGAAAAUGAAGCUCCUGCAAGGCGGGUUGCAAGUGACUCUGAGGAUGAGACUCCUGUGAAGCGCACAGCUGCCAAUAAACGAAAGAAAGUUGCAAAACAUGCGAAAAGUGGCUCUGAAGAUGAAGCUCCUGCUAAGCGGGUGGCGAGCGACUCUGAGGAUGAAGCUCCUGCAAGGCGGGUUGCAAGUGACUCUGAGGAUGAGACUCCUGCUAAGCGCACAGCUGCCAAUAAGCGAAAGAAAGUUGCAAAGCAUGCAAAAAGUGACUCUGAAGAUGAAGCUCCUCUGAAGCGUGUAGCUGCCAAUAAACGUGCAGCUACCACUAAGAGAACUGCUGCUGCCGCCGCCAAACGUGCAUCAAGUGACUCUGAAGAUGAAGCUCCUCAGAGGCGUGUAGCUUCUUCAAAGCAUCUGUCUAAGCGAACAACCUCUGCCAAACAUUCAGCGAGCGACUCUGAAGAUAAUGCUCCGGCAAAGAAAGCAGGAAGUGACUCCGAUGAGGCUCCCCCUAAGCACACAGGAAGCGAUACUGAAGAUAAAGUUCCUGCUAAGCGUGCAGUUAUUGAUUCUGAUGAUGAUGAUGUACCUCAGCCAAUGGUUAUUAAUGACGAUAAAGCUCCUCCUAAAAGUAUUCCUUCUGAUUCAGAGGAUGAAAAGCCCACUAAGAUAGAAGACAAUUCAGAGGAUGAAUUUCCUAGAAUGAAGAGGAAAAUUGUGUCAUCUGACGACAGUGAGGAUGAUUUUAAACCUGACCCCAAGAAGAAUAAGAAGUCCUUCAAGCGCAGCUCCGGUAGUGAUGAUAGUGAAAAUGAGGGUACGAAAAAAGACAGACCUGAAAGUGAAGGAGAUAAAGCAGGGAAAAGGAAAGCGGCAAUCUUGACAGACAGUGAAGAUGAAGAGAUGGCAGGUAAACCAGGUAAUACAUUACUGCAGUUAGAGAAACACUGUUACAUGUUUAUAGUGUCUCAUAAUUCAUGGGAUGGUAUUGCAGGCUUACAAUAUAUUUUAAUGUACAUCAGUGUCUGGUAAAUUGAGCUGCAAAAUGCUAAAGUAUAUGAGUACCUAUGAAACCUCACAUUGUUAAAAGAUUUCCACUUUAAAGACCCAUUCAUUGCAAAUCUAUGAACGUAUGCCAUUUUAGGUGUGGAAAUACAAUUAUUUUUUUUUACAUGCAGGUAGUAAAAAGAACCGGAUCCUCUCAGACGGGGAUGACAGUGACAGUGAUGCUGAGAAACCACAGAAGAAGAAAAUUGGUUCUUCUGGCAGCGAGGAGGAAGACGAAUCAAAAACACAAGGAGAAACUAAGGAUUCAGAGAAUAAGUUAUUUGGCAGUGACAGUGACUCAGGAAAUGAAGAAGAGUAAGUAAUGGCCAGUAGGCCUUCAAUCUGUAGCAGAGCUAUGUAACAUGCCACCACCAAUGCACGCAAGCAUCAUUUUUAAAUUUUGAUCCAUGUGUAUGAAUGUAAGGGUUAGUGUGUUUACGAAAAAUGGACUCUUAUGUCCGUAAAGUAUUAAAGUUAAAAAUACCACAAAGUGACUUUAAAAUAUAUAUAUUCAUUGUGAAAGAUUCCAUAUAGAAGCAAUUCUCCGAUAAUGUUGGUUCCUGAUUGACAACUGAUAAGCUUAAAAUUUGCUUCUUUAUGUUUUUUUGUUUUUGUGAUUUUAAUUUAUUUUUUUACUGGGGGCCAGAGUUUGGGGAAGCCUGCUCUAAACUUAUAUCAAUUAAAAAACUUUUAAAAAGCCUAUAUAUUUUGUCAAUAAGACAUAAUUUGUAGCCUAGAUUGAUUUGAUCAUCAUAUUCUUAGGAUCUUAAUUAUCUUUAUUAAUCUUAAUACAGGAAUCUGAUUGCUGAUAUUUUCGGUGAAUCUGGAGAGGAAGAAGAGGAAGAAUUUACGGUAAGGUUCUUUUCCCUCCCCUUCCUUUCCCUUCUUUUCCCUUCCCUUCCCUGGCACUGGAGAAUCCUUUGAACUUACAAAGAGCCUACCAGAGCUGAACAAAAAAGAACUUUCAGCAACUAAAAACGUGCCUUUCUUAAGGGACUUUGUACUUUCAAAGUGACAGUUCCUUGUCAAGUUAUUCACUAAAGUGAGAAUUGCCUUAUAUUCAAAGUACAUUUCAAAAUCCAGACCAAAACAGCAGAAUUGGCAAAAAUCUCAGUUAAUUCAGGUGUCAGUUUUGCUAUUUUGUCCUUAAAUUUGAGUUUCCAUCAAUUCUCAUGUCAGUGGCAAACCCUGUACUUGUACAGGUGGAUUUCCUCUCCCACCAUAACCUGACUCGAAUACAGGCAGGAUGUAGUUCUGUUCUCUAACACAAGCUGCAUAUGGUCAGUGUAAUGUUCCCUCAAUGUACCUUUUAAAGUAUCAAGCAACUAAUGCUGUCUUACCUUUUACUACGAAGGGUUUUAAUCAAGAGGAUCUAGAUGGGGAGAAAGCUGCAGCAAACAAACAAGCAGCCACAGCAGAUUCUGACUCUGAUGAUGACAUUCGAUCUGGCAAACAGUAAGUUGGAAUAAGAUGAUGUAAAAAGUUUAACUGGACUAACAUUGAGUCAGACUAUUUUAAGUGAUCAGAUAUAUUAUUUUUUCUUAUAUGGCAGAGUAUCAUUAUUUUUCACAAUAGAGCUAUGUAAAGGUACCUUGAUGUUAAUUAAAUAGAGCUUAUCCUGGCUCUAGCUUCUACUAUUGGGUCAGCUACAAAUUGCAAUGUGUGAUUGAGAAGGUAAUAAUCUUACACAUUCUGAAUAUAAGGACUGGGCAUUCUGAUUUUUGGAACGUUCAGUGACUUCCAUUUAAAUCAUGGUUUAAUUUUAGUUCGUUAAUGGUGAUUUAAAUAAACAUUUUAUCUGAUCUUUUCAGGUUUUUUUUUUGUUUUUUUUAAAAAAUGUUGCAUUCAUUUGUAGUAAAUUUUAAUGAUUCUCUGCUUUCACCACAGAGCUGAUUUCAGAUCAGAUUUUGAUAUGAUGAUGGAGAGAAAGAAACUUAUGAGUGGUAAACGGCGAAGAAACCGUGAUGGAGGUACUUUCAUCAGUGACGCAGAUGAUGUAGUCAAUGCUAUGAUUGUGAAAAUGAAUGAAGCAGCAGAGGUGAGCAGAGUCUCCUAAUUACUUUUUUUUUUUAUUAACAGUGGGAGUUUGCAUAAAAUAAUGAAAUGUUGUGCACAGUCAAAAAAUUGGGAGCUGGUUUAAACCAGAAUCCUUGCUAACAGAUGUGUUUGGCCAGCGAUACCAGAAGUUCACAGUGAAAAGGAGAUAUUUGCUCUGAAUGGUGCUCUCAGGUGACAUGAGAGCUGCAUAACCAUGACUUUAAAGGGCAACUAUAGUGCUAGGAGUAGUAGUCUUAGCACUAAAGUACCGUAUAUAGUGAGCCCUCGGUCGUGCGUUCCACCCCCCAUGAUGUUUUAGCUGAAGCUGGAUGUCCUCAAACAGAGCAUGAGGACGUCCAGCGUCAGACGACCAAAAGUUGUUUAACAACCCUGAAGCGCUGGUAGACAGCUGCUUUAAGUGGAGUUUACCCGGCAAUGUAAUUAUUGCAGUUUAUCAGUAACUGCCAUAAUUACAAUUGCAGGCUUAAACUGACAUGAGAUGAAGUGGUCUGGGUGCCUAUUGUGUCACUUUAACGGUUUAUAUUUUCAUGCAUGUGCAGGAGUAAAAAAAAAAACAGGGAUCUAUAGGAGAUCCUGCUGGAUUUACCUUUUGUUUUUGUUUUUUUUAAAUCUACUGGGUAAUUUUAGCAAAUGUUAGUAUGGUUGUAUAAGGUUUUAUCUACCUCCUUAACUAAAAGAAACCAAGAUGGGCUGUCAGUUAUCGUAUGAAUACAAGAUUCACUAUACGACACAGUCAUGACUGCAGUCAACGUCUACCCUUGUUAAGUUACUCACAGACGUAUUUCUGCUGGCAUUAUGUCAAUGUAUAUUGUCACUGAACGUAUGCAACUGUCUGUGCGCAAUUUCGUUCUGUUAUGUCUGUAUUGUAUUUCUUAACAUGUCUUUGAAUAAAUAAAGGAUUAAAAAAAAAAAUCUACUGGGUAUCAGGCAGUUAUAUGCCUAGAACCCAAACAGUCAUGAUUGACUGCUGACUUAAGUGAAAAGGAGCCAGCAUUUAACAUAUUUAACACACCGUAAGAACAGCUUUGUCUAAGUAUCACAAUUACGCUAAAUCAAAAAUUUGUUUAUUUUGAACUCAACUGGUGGGCAACCUGUAAUAAAUAUUUUGUUACCAUGAUUUGAAGCUGCUUUAAUGCCCUUAAAACAAAAUGUCAGUUUCAUUUGUUUCUGCUAGUUGAGGCAGAAUCCAGUUAGCUGUUAAUUUGCUCUGAGUGUGAGAAUUACACUUUUAUAUAUCCUCUUACCACUAGAAAAAUCUCUCAUUUUGAAGCUGGUUUAUUAUCCUGGAGAAAACAUUUGGAUAAUCAAUUCUUUUAUUUGUAUCUAGGAGGACCGAAAUCUCAAUUCCAGUAAGAAGCCGGCACUGAAAAAACUAACUUUGCUUCCAACCGUGGUCAUGCAUCUUAAAAAGUAAGUACUUUGAGUGGUUUACUGCUUUCUUCCCUUUUAUUUAUUUAUUUUUCCCAGAUUAGAAUAGCAACACAAACUAAAUAUUCUAUUAAUCACUUUAUACUUAAAAUAUUUUUUUUCUUUUCUGUCUUGUCCAAAAUGAAGAUAGAAAACAUAUUUUUUUUUUCUUUUCUUCCUUGCAUUAAUGAAGUUGCAUUGAAUGCUCAUAGACAUAGUGAACAGCCCCUAUUUUUAGUUCUCCAUUUGUAGAUCAAAAUAGCUACUUCUCGUGUUUCCGUCUUUAAAUAUGGCCUGCUCAGUAUAUGCCUUUACAUUUGUAUCUGUCACCUUUUCCAAAGAGUUCCCAUAUCUCUUGCCUCAGAGUAGGCUAGGCUAUUUUACACUCUCCUAGCAUCUGCAUUGGGAUAUAAAUUAGAAGAAGAAAAAUUGAGCACAGCCCAUGGCUUAGUAUUAGUUUGCUUUAGGUCAUGCAAAAAGCAGGAAGUGAAACUCUCCUUUUAUCUGAGAAUAAUUGCUAUAUGCUCAUUCUCUUCAUUUUGACAGUUACAUUUUCAUUAUACAUGCACUGAGCCUUGUAAACAGUGGUGGUUCUACUAGAAUUGACUUAAUAGCUUAAUUUACAUUUCUUUAUAACAGGCAAGAUUUGAAAGAGACCUUCAUUGAUAGUGGUGUUAUGUCUGCUAUAAAGGAAUGGCUUACUCCUCUUCCUGAUCGCAGUCUACCAGCUCUGAAAAUCCGGGAAGAGCUACUGAAGAUACUUCAGGAGGUUAGAAAUUACACAAACAAUUCUUAUUUUUUCCCAUUUCAUUCUAAGACAAAAAAAUCCUUUUUGCUCAUACAGUCAGAGUCUCCUAUUAAAUAUUGAAUGUGUACAAAUGUAAUGAAGCUAGACAGGAACAGUAGUCUCCCUAGCAUAAUCUGUUUCCAGUUCUAAUUUCUGAACUACAAAUCAAAAUGAUAGAAUUCCUCCUAAGAUAGUAAGAACAUUUAUCUAUAGAUCCUCCAUUAGGUCGAUGAUCUCUGGUCACAUGGAGUAAAUUGUCUUUUCCAGUUUAGGGGAAUCCAUUUUUCCUCUGGCUGUAACAAUUCCUCAUACUUUAUAUUGUAACACACUCCAUAUUUUAUAUUGCCUCUUAAACGUUUUUUGUUUCUUUUUUCAGCUGCCUAGUGUGAGCCAGGAAACACUAAAGCACAGUGGCAUUGGUAGAGCUGUUAUGUAUCUCUACAAACACCCUAAGGAGUCAAGACCCAACAAGGACAUUGCUGGAAAGCUGAUCAGUAAGUAGCAUGCAAUUUAAUAAUGUUAAUGUAUCCUCAGCUACAGAACUCUCGCAAGUCCUUUGUGGAUCUACAUGGCUGUAGGACACAGGGUGCUACAAUAUCUUGUCAUAUGAUUUUAUAUGCGUAUAAGUAUUUUGUGAUAAGCUGCAAGACCAUAUUGUAGCCAUGUUAUUGUUUUAUGACAGUGUUGUAAUAAGCCACUGUAGCACGCUAUACACUACAUUAAUUGUAAAAUAUUUCAAACACCAUCUAUAUAGGUGUUCAGGUUUGGCAUGAUAGAUACUAGGGAAGUUGCUUGAUAGUAGAUGAUAUUAAGAAAGAGUAAGACAAUAUAGAGAGAAAGUAGAAAUUGAACUUUGAAGAGGAGACAAGUGAAUGAAAUCUCACCUGGGAAGCCAGAUGUCUCUAUAUUUAUUUUUUUGCACGGAUUUAAAAUGGGUCUGUUUUGCAAACUACUAGAAAACCCUGUCUGCCACACUACCACCAUGGUACACACCAAGUCUUCUGCUAUCUGCACUCUGGUUUGGUUGUUUGAUAUGAUUAUAGUGCAUUUGCAUGUUUUUCCAUUCACGGUAGGUUAUUUGAUCUACCAAUUCAUAUACGCUAUACCAAGUGUAAGAUGCAAACACACAUGCAUCUCCUAUUUAUUACUGUCAUUUAUUAAUUCAUACAUUAUUCCUUUAAAACAAGAUGCAAACUAACUUGAGAAUGACAUGGAUCUGCUUAUAACUUCUGUGAUGUGCUUUAUAAACUGUUUUUUGUUUUGGCUUUAACUAGUCCCUUACUAUACUAUUAAUGGAAGAGUUGCACACUCGUGCUAGCAGCAGUAAUGCAUUGACCAAAAAAAACAAUCUUAAAUUUACUUUAAAUACCUUGUGCUGACAGAUAUAAUGGAAGCCCAACUCACUGGUUUGUUGUGAUGCUUUAUAACCUAUAUUGCAACACCAUUUCACAAUUCUACAAGUUUACAAAAAAUCCCUGAGCCAUAUUCUAUUGUAGUGAACCUUAAAGGGACACUCCACUGCCCAAAUACAUACAAAAAUCACUAUUUAGUAGUUAUACCAUUAAUGAAAACCUGCAUUUGCAUUGGGAGUAUAUCUAAAAACUUGCAAGAACUGCAGAUUUCUUUUCUGCAGCCUUUGCAAGCCCUCUCCUUCUUCCCCAGCCCAGACAUUCUUACCAAGGCAGGUGUUCUGAGCAAUUGGCUACCUCUUGAGUUUAGCUCCACUGAGCGAAGCUAUCAGGAAGUAACAAAACUCUUAAUCUAAGAUAGGUUAAUUUCUAAGAGUGACACUUUUUUAUAGAAAAAGCUAAAAUGUUUUAGCUGUUCAGAGUGUUCCUUUUAGCUGGUUUUUAUAGAUUAACAUUUGCAUGAUUGCUACCGGUAAAUUACUGGGUUUUGUUUAACCGGAAACUGAAAGCUUUCUUGUGAGCCACUGUUUACAUAGUAUGUUAACGAAGUCAGAAUUUUAAUCAUGAACGUGUACUCCGUUGUAGAUGAGUGGUCACGGCCUAUCUUUGGACUAAGUUCGAAUUACAAAGGCAUGACCAGAGAGGAGAGGGAACAGAGAGAUCUGGAGCAGAUGCCUCAACGCAGAAGAAUGAGCAGGUAAACAUAUUGAUAUACUGCAACUGUGUAAACUAAGCACCACCUUCAAGGUUGCCUCUAUGAUUCGUUUGGUUCCCCAAAAAGAAAACAAUUGUUUAACCAUGGGACAGAUCAUAUUGCCAUAUGGUAUUUAGAACAAACAUAUGUUUUUAUGUAUACAUUCAACAUACUAGUCAUUGUACUUAUUAGGCUUCUAUGUUGAUUAAGUUUAUGACGUAUAACAUUAAUUUGCUGCCUUAAUUUUCAGUGAAUUAAUCAGUUUUCUUUCCUUUAUAGUUCUGGAGGUCAGACGCCACGUAGAGACUUGGAGAAAGUGUUAACAGGAGAAGAGAAGUAAGUAGGAGUGCAUGUGUUAUUGACUUUGUCUUCAUGAAAAUCAAAAUAUUCUAUUAAUAUACUGGAAAUAGAGGAAUUAUUCCGUUUUUUUCCCCUAAAACAUUUAUUGAAAGUAAUGUAAAACAAAAUUGAUUUUGACUCUUUAUUUUAGAGCCCUGCGGCCUGGUGAACCUGGAUUCUGUGCUCGUGCCAGAGUUCCUCUACCAUCCAAUAAGGAUUAUGUUGUCCGUCCAAAGUGGAAUGUAGAGAUGGAAUCCUCUAGGGUGAGUAUAAUACCUAUGACUUAUGUCGACCCCCUGACUUGCGAGUUGAGGAUGAUGUUUCCCGUUUUGUACAUUGGAAUAUCAGCCAAUAGCAGCUAACCUAUAUAAGAUAUUCAACAACAACAACGUUGCUAGAAUUCAAUCCUGUCCAGUCUUUCCUUUCUAUUAAUUUAUUUCUUUACCUUUGUCCAAUGUUAACAGUGCAUUAGCAACAGUAUGAGAACUUUCUACAGUGUCAGGUUUUCUACUAUCCUUUUGUUCUGCCUUUUCUCUUGCUCCCCCGGUGUCUUUUUUUUUUUUUAAUGUUCUGUAACGUCCUUGGAUGGACUCUCGAUCCAGUUUGGUCCUCGGAAAGGCAUUACUCGCCUGGAGAAGCAUAAAAGACGUUUUGCUGAGCGAAAAAGACUAAAUAAAACAACACGUGCUAUCAAGUUCAGCAUUGAAGGGAACAGAAUGCCCCUCUAGUGUUGAUGGCCAUUGGCCCUCUGUGUCUGCGGGAGAGGUAUUCUUCGGCAUAUCCUCUUCCAGUGUGUACUAAAACGAUGCACAUGGUUGUUGUGUAUGCUCUGGUUUUGCUGCUCUGAGGAAUGAAUACUAAUGUAUUGAUUCAUUACUGGCAUGAGAAACAAUCUUGCUCUGUAAGGGAGUUUUAAUUUUAUUUGUGGGGCGUUUGUUUUUUUUGUUUGUUUUUUACUAGAAUUAGUAAUUUAAUGCUUAAGUGAGAGAUGGUUGGGCGUGCACUAGAUUUGCUGCUCCAUUCUGAUGCUUGCUUGGUGGCAUGAGAAAUAUGCUCAGUCUGUUUAGGUAAAGGUGUGUUUAUUUUUUGUUUAAUUUUGCUUGUUUUUAAUAGCCGAUGUAGGGUGACAGAGUUGUUCAUAUCUCUUUGAGUAGGAGGACAUUAGCAAAACAUGAACUGCAUUUUCUGUAGGAAGUUUGUAGUUUAUUUUUAGUUUCUUGUUUGUUCUAGUCAGUGAUAGAUGGAAAAUGCACACCAUAAAACUGUCAGAUUACAUUACUAACUGGGCACUCGAUUGUGCUGCUUUUUUUUUUCUUUCGUAAUUCUUUAUUUUUAAUUAUUUUAGUUAAUUUUACAACAAAUGCAGAAAUUCAAAUCCAUAUAUAAUUAUACACAGCAUCACACGUGUUAUCCAGGUUUUCGGCAAUUCUUUUUACAUGCAAUAAUUUGAUACAAAUAUGGAGGCUCCUCAGAAUAGUACAUCACCCUUUGAGAAAAAUCAAUGGCAUGGUUUGGCUUUCUAGCCUUUAAUGUGAUCUGUAGAGCUGAGUUCCUAAUGAAACUCAUGAAGAUUGUUAUAUUUCCUUUAUUAAGGAUUAGUGGCAGUUACGUGGGUCUCUUUGCUUUGCAUGAUGCACGUCUGUACGUCCCUUGAUGUGCUUUAAGUCGAGGGGCGUCCCUGAUUGCUCUAAGUUCAUAAGCCAAGUCCCGUCGGGGGGGGUAAUUAUUGGAAACACUACAUGCAAACUUAGAUGUGCACACUGUAGUUUGGUUACAAGGGGUAUAAUUUAAAAGAAAGCAAAAAUAAAAAGAUAUGGUGGCGCUAUGACAUCCUUAAAAGUGCAAAUCUCUCAUCCCUUAUUUUAAAAAUAUUAAAUUAUAAACACAUGCAGCAACAAUACAGAGUCAUGGUAAAACAAACUAUAAUAAAUAAUGACAAAUGGUCCACACAAAGAAUUUGAUUAAAAAAAAAUACACCAUAACACAGUAAAAUAAUAGAGGUAAUAUAAAAAAAAAAAAAAUUCAUUGUGCGUAUCAUUUCUUAUUAUUUAGUAUAAUUCAGUAGGCGGAAGUCAUGAAAUCUAGUCAGUAGAAUUUUUCGGUUUCCCCAGUGCCUUAAAUACGAUUAUGCGAACUAAAUAUAAAAUGAAAUUUAAAUCAUGGUAAUUUAGGCAAAAGGUGAUAACUGUAAGUUUUGCAAUUUGGCUUUCAGUUUCCAACUUUCCAGUAUUUAAUGAAUAAAAAACCCCUUUGUAAGGUAUAUGAAUAAGUCGCCGUAUGGUAAUCUUUUGUUUCUAGAUUCUAAAUCAGAGAUUGGGGUUUUUUUUUUGUUUUUUUUUAUUAACAGAUAGGGGGAAAGAUUAAUUCAUUGUUGUUCUGUACAAUCUCACCAUUUAGACCUUUAAUCCUCUAACAUCUACCAUUUUGUUUUCUUAUAGUACCAGGGGAACGGUAAGAAAGGUGUGAGCCGACUGGACAAACAGAUGAGAAAGUUCACAGACAUUAGGAAGAAGAGCCGCUCUGCUCACGCCGUCAAGAUCAGCAUAGAGGGGAACAAGAUGCCUUUGUAACACUUGCAUCUCUGGAUGUUCUCAGAUUAUUGGAGUAAUGAUGGAGCUCCCAUUGAACAUUUUCCUUGUCCUGUUGCUCUUUGGACUCUUUUCGAGCCUUUUGCAAUAUUUUUAAUGCAUUCUGUGCCCUUGUGGAGACCUGGCAUCUCUUUAGUACAAGAUUCAUGACUCCCAAACUAUGAACUUUGGCCCUACUUUCUGGGAUGUAUUUAAUGCUGUGUGUACAGAUCGAAUUCUCAGCGUACCUCAUUGUCUGGACCUUUGACAAUAAAUUCUUGUUUUGUUUUUUAACUGCGUAUUGCAAGUUUCUUUAAGAUGCAUACUGUAAAUGAGGUGAACAUGGUCAUGAUUCGUGGAAGAGGGAGGAUGACUUACUGGAUUCUGAAAUAUUCCCGUCACUGAUUCACUUAUAGAUCCUUACAAUAGGUUUAUUCUAGAUCGGGCAUAGGUAAUUUGUGCCAUUCUAAGGACUGUAAACUACAUGUCUCAUGGAUGCCCAAGGUGGCUUGAAAUACUUGGGUUCUUUAUUGUUUUGCUUAAAGUCAUUAUGUUCUUGUAGGAGUUCUCACAGUGACGGGGUGAAUUUGAAUCCUAAGUCUACAUUUUAUUUUUUAUAAUUCACCACCAUUCGCUGUUUGUUGAAGAAAUCAAAUAAUGUAGAGUUAUGAUCCUGAAUCACUAAAAUACUUGUUUUUAAGGGUUCUCUAUAACCUAAUCUGCUUAUGUGCAAACUGCCUAGCUCUUGUGUGAAUGUUCUACUUUAUGAUUGGACACUUCAACUAUGGCCUUGAUUUAACAAACUUCAAACUCAAAAUGAUUCAAUACGGUAAGAAAAACUUUCCAUGUGAUUUAUCUACAAAACUCCCCAUAGACUUUAAUGGUGACUUCUGUAGAUAAAUUGUUUGGGAAGUGUUUCUAACAUUAUUGAAUCAGGUCAUGUAAAAUUAUUAGAUUGCACUUAGCGCUUUAGCUACCAGUGUUGCCACUUAACUUUACACUGCACUGGAAGGUAAAUAAUACACCAUAGUAAGGUUAAUAACAAUCAUAUAUACUAACAGAAAUUUCUUGAUUGCUCUACUUUUAGAUAUUUGCUCUGGAAUUGCCCUGUAAUAUUACCUUAAUACAGGUUAAAAGAAAAGAAAAUAGGGAUAAAUAACUUUAUACAUAGCUUGACUGUUUUUAUCCUUUCCAUUAAAACUCGCUGGGAGGAUUUGAUCUUGAAAACAAUGAGGUGUUGGUUUAUUUGUCUACUGAGGGUUAUAUGCUAAGGAAAAUACUCCACUGCCCAAAUAAAAUGUAAAAAUAAAUACCUGUUUACUUCUACCCCCAAUGAAAACAUGCAUGGAUUUUAUUAUGCAUUUUUUUCUUUGGGAAUAUAUUGCAAAAGCUACAGAUCUCUUGUCUGCAGCCUUUGCAAGCCCUCCCCUUCUAAUCCCGCUUAAACUUUCUGUAGCUGUCCAAUUACAGGCUUCCCAUUGCAGCUCAAUGAGCAGUCUUUGCAAGACAGGUGCUCUGAGCAUUUGCCUGCCUCUUGAGUUGAGCUCCACUGAGCUAACAAAACCAGGAAGUAACAGGACCCGUCUCUGAUAGCCAAGGGAUGUAAC
Molecule: messenger RNA, 19068 nt
Organism: Pelobates cultripes (western spadefoot toad)
Lineage: Eukaryota; Metazoa; Chordata; Amphibia; Anura; Pelobatidae
Source: the annotation of a GenBank genome assembly